AUGAAGAGGUGGAUUUCGACCUUGCUUCUGUUGGGCUUGUCCCUAUGGACAGCCCAGGCGUUGGAGGUCAAACUAGAUCAAGCCGAGGAGAAUAGACAACGAUGCGCCGGAAUGUACAGCAAGAACGCCUGGGGAGGGCCCGUCGACCCCUUUAUUCAGGUGGUCUUUCCGAAUGUAACCAUCCAAGGCGAUGCCGACCCUAUCGUAAGCUUGGUCAUCUUCGAGUGGAAGGACGAGGACUACAUCGGAGUCCGCAACCAAGAGAUCGAGUUGCAAGAGUUCAUAUGCGACCCUGCUGCUGUGAACGCCGGAGCCUGCAACGAGACCGACAUUGGCGAAUUCAUCAUCUCCGGCGAUGCUACCGAGAAGUCGGGCAACUACAUCUUCACAAAGGCUGUCCAUCUCAAGUCGUCGCCGCCCAUGACCUACCCAAUAACGAAGACGGGAUACUACUGUGUUAUGACAUACCCCUACUCGACGGAUAAGUACGUGGCCGCUGCCGAGUUUCGCGAGGCCUACGGCGAGCUUCCGGCUACCCAGAUCCCCAAACUUCCGUUCUAUGGAGGAAUUACCAUCCUCUAUGCGCUUGUUGUAGUAUUCUGGGCUUUCCUAUACUACCAGCACAGAUACGACAUCUUGCCUGUUCAGAACUACAUUACGGCUAUUUUGGUCUUCCUCGUCUUCGAGAUGUUGAUGACUUGGGGAUUCUAUGACUACUUGAACCGUAACGGCACUAACGUGGGGGCAAGGAUCCUCCUCGUCGUUGUUGCCGUUCUAAAUGCCUUCCGCAACUCCUUCUCCUUCUUCCUGUUGCUUAUCGUGUGUAUGGGAUAUGGUGUUGUCAAGCCAUCUCUUGGAAAGACCAUGACAUACGUCAGAUACCUGGCGAUUGCACACUUCGUGUUUGGCCUAGUAUAUGCUGUUACUAGUCUUGUGAUCUCACCAGACACUGCUGGCCCCUUUGUCCUCCUCAUCGUGCUCCCCCUUGCAGGCACUCUUACAGCCUUCUAUGUGUGGACACUCAACUCGCUCAACUUCACUCUCAAGGAUCUUCGUGAGCGAAAGCAGACGGUGAAGGAGACGAUGUACCGAAAGCUCUGGUGGUGUAUCCUGAUCUCGAUCAUGGUCAUUUUUGGGUUCUUCUUCUUCAACUCCUUCUCGUUUGCUAAUGCCUCGGAUCCUGACUACGUGCCCUUCCACUGGAAGAGCCGCUGGUUCGUACUCGACGGCUGGCUGAACUUGGUCUACUUCGCCGAUGUGGCCUGGGUUGCAUACGUGUGGCGACCAACCGCAAACAACCGCCGCUUUGCCAUGAGCGACGAAAUCGCCCAGGACGAGGAUGGCGGGUUCGAGUUUGCUGAUGUUGGGAACCCUGAUGACUCGGAAGAGGACGAGGAGGCGAACGUAGGCAUCAAGGGCUCGAACAACGCAAGCUCGAGGCCCGACUCCAAUGCAGCCUCAUCAGGCGCCCCACCAUCGUAUGGCAAGGGGCCGGCCAAGUCUGCGAGCCCGAGGGACUCGUUCGAAGAUGGAGAUACCAUCUUCGCCGUGGGUGAAGACGGAGACAAAUUCAGCGAUGACGAGGAGGAGGAUUCGAAAUUGGUCAACAGCAAGAAAUAG
Pseudomassariella vexata is the source of this 1620-nucleotide messenger RNA. RefSeq names its product lung seven transmembrane receptor domain-containing protein. The record is from RefSeq and is a predicted model, not a curated record. The coding region runs from base 1 to 1620 and encodes 539 amino acids. The transcript has 7 exons. Gene Ontology annotation, cellular component: membrane; Golgi apparatus. Gene Ontology annotation, biological process: retrograde transport, endosome to Golgi. NCBI's taxonomy places the organism in Eukaryota, Fungi, Ascomycota, Sordariomycetes, Amphisphaeriales, Pseudomassariaceae.